AUGGCACCCCCUUUCCAUGGCUGGGCGCAAGCUCAUCCUCUGUUUCAUUUCAUACUCUUCAGCAUGAUCCUUCCACUUGGCACAGCGUUGUCUCAAUUACGAGCGGACCUCUACAACACACCAGCCAUCCCCGCCAACGCAACCCUCCCCGACGGCUCGGUCGGACUAUGGCAGCCCACCGUCGUGACCCUGAUAUCCGGAGAAAAUGAGGCAGUGCUCAUCGACACCCUCUUCACGACCGAGCAAGGCGUCGCUCUAAGCGACUGGAUCGAAGAAACCAUCCCGGACAAGCGCCUCACCACGAUCUACAUCACCCACGGCCACGGCGACCACUGGUUCAACAUACCAUACAUGCAGACCCGCUUCCCAGGCGUAGAGAUCGUAUCGACGAAGGACUCGAUCGAGCACAUGGUCACGCAAAUAACGCCCGAAAUGCGCACCUUCUGGACGGAGCUGUUCCCGAACCAGAUCGACGAGCAGUCCUUCCAGAUCCUGGCCGAGCCCCUGGGGGACAACAAGUUCACCCUCGAGGGCCACACCUUCGCGGCCGUGGACGUGGGACACUCAGACACGGACGAGACCACGUUCCUCUGGGUGCCCGCGCUGAAGAUGGCGGUCGCCGGAGACAUCGUCUAUAACGACGUGCACAUGUGGAUGGUCGAGUCAACCCUGCAGAGCCAGAGGGACGCGUGGGUGCGGUCGCUGGACGAGGUCGCGGCUUACAUCCCCCAGAUCGUCGUCGGCUCCCAUCAUAGGCCGGGGGGCGUGGAUGGGGCGUUCAAUAUUGAGGCUUCGAGGCUGUAUGUUGAGACUUUUGGCAGGUUGGUGGGCGAAUCGAAGAGUGCGGAGGAGCUGUAUGACAAGGUUUUGGAUGCAUAUCCGAAUCGCCUAGUUAGGCUGGUCUUGUGGCUGAGCUGCCAGGCUGCCUUUCCAUCGGAAUGA
Molecule: messenger RNA, 942 nt
Organism: Anthostomella pinea
Lineage: Eukaryota; Fungi; Ascomycota; Sordariomycetes; Xylariales; Xylariaceae
Source: the annotation of a GenBank genome assembly